Nilaparvata lugens (brown planthopper) is the source of this 260-nucleotide messenger RNA. Its product is annotated as stomatin-like protein 2, mitochondrial. The transcript has 2 exons. NCBI's taxonomy places the organism in Eukaryota, Metazoa, Arthropoda, Insecta, Hemiptera, Delphacidae. The record is from RefSeq and is a predicted model, not a curated record. The annotation marks the transcript as partial.
UCAGAAGGUUUCGUUCUCCGAGCAACAUGGAGGAUUAUCGUCCAUCCUUCGGCGAGCCAAGUCAAUGUCGACUCCCAUCAACAAGAUCAUCAUGUUUGUUCCACAACAAGAGGCCUGGGUUGUGGAAAGGAUGGGAAAGUUCUUUCGAAUUCUAGAGCCCGGACUGAAUGUUCUGGUACCCAUUAUUGACAAAGUGAAGUACGUUCAAAGUCUGAAAGAAAUUGCCAUCGAGGUUCCUAAGCAGAGCGCUGUUACAUCUG